UAGAAAUACUUCUGAUUUGGAGGACCCUCUCACCAGUGAAACGAACCUCUUAACAAAUGAACAAAUAGAAAACAUUUUAAUAUGGUCAGAUUUCAAAACAUUCACUGACGAAACAAUAGCAACAACAAUAAAAAUGAGAAACCACUUCAACAAUAAAAUUCCAAUUGAACAAAUAUCAACAGAAACUACAACUAGUACAUCUCACAAUACCCAACAAGUAUCAACAAUACCAUAA
Molecule: messenger RNA, 235 nt
Organism: Acaulospora morrowiae
Lineage: Eukaryota; Fungi; Glomeromycota; Glomeromycetes; Diversisporales; Acaulosporaceae
Source: the annotation of a GenBank genome assembly